CGCUGCCUCAUAGGGUGGACUUCCCCGUCCUCAUGCCCAUGCAUCGAGGCCACAAUGCUUUGCUUUCACCCGGCAACGCCUUUGGCCAUCCCCAGCACCGGGCGUUGCCCUCGCUGCAGGCUCUGUUCGGAAGAGAGAGCCGGCGCGGGAUCUCCUCGCCAAACCUGGAUUGUUCGCCUGAAGGUUCGCCUGAAGGAUGCAACACCCUUGGGUGGAGAUUCACUAGUCUAGACUUGUCCACGGGGUGAGUUAUUGCUAGGCCGUGACUGACUGUAUUGUUUAGU
Ectocarpus sp. CCAP 1310/34 is the source of this 284-nucleotide messenger RNA. The record is from the annotation of a GenBank genome assembly. Lineage: Eukaryota; Phaeophyceae; Ectocarpales; Ectocarpaceae.